This is a messenger RNA of Amyelois transitella, 1290 nucleotides long. It is a transcript of the gene Or-44, whose product is annotated as odorant receptor 46a-like. The transcript is spliced from 9 exons. Gene Ontology annotation, cellular component: plasma membrane. Lineage: Eukaryota; Metazoa; Arthropoda; Insecta; Lepidoptera; Pyralidae. The record is from RefSeq and is a predicted model, not a curated record. Gene Ontology annotation, biological process: sensory perception of smell; detection of chemical stimulus involved in sensory perception of smell. Gene Ontology annotation, molecular function: odorant binding; olfactory receptor activity. Bases 1 to 1290 code for a protein of 429 amino acids.
AUGAAAAUUCUCACGGAAAAUAUGAAGGAAAUGCUGUCGCCGUUACAGCCAGUAAUUCCGUACGGCGUUCUUGAGCCCUGGGACGAUUUAAACCCGAGACUUUAUCACGCCGUGCACAUUUAUUGGCUUAAGUUCUACGGCAUGUGGUACAACAACUUCUCGCCGAAAAACAUACUAUUCUGGCUCCAGAUGAUGUACACGGUAGUCGUGUUAUGGCUCGUGUGUUUCUUACCCGGCAUCGGAGAAGUUGUGUAUUUGUUGAAGCGAAGCGAAAAUAUUGGCGACAUUGCUGAAGGCUUAUACUUGUUCCUGAGUGAAAUGUACACGUACUUCAAAGUGAGCGUGUUUUGGCUGAAUAGGGACAAAGUUAUGAAUCUGUUGAAGUAUUUGUACUGCACAGAGUUUAAGCCGACGGAGGCAGAGCACAGGGAGAUUAUUCGAAAAAGUAUUAAAACUGCACGUUUUGUGAUGACAUACUAUUCCACUAUGUGUGUUGGCGCGGUCUCGGUGGGAAUUAUUAUGCCGUUAACAGAACAUUUUGCCAUUUUACCAACGAAUGUGGAAUAUCCGUUUUUCGAUGUUUACAAGUCGCCAGCAUAUGAAACGAUGUACAUUCAUCAUAUUUAUUAUAAACCAGCAACAUGUAUAAUAGACGGAGCAAUGGACACGAUUCUUGCAGCAUUUGUCGCCUCUGCCAUUGGUCAAGUAGAAAUUUUGGCGUUCAAUCUCCGCCAUUUCACAAUGAUAGCGGACCGUCGCCGCCAGAGAGCGACUAGGGCGAAGAACCCAAUUGGGACCCUUCCGAAAGAGUACUACAUACGUUCCGUGCUUAGAGAUUGUGUUAAACACCACAAUAGUAUUAUAAGAUACGUUUCGAUGAUAGAGGGCGCGUUCAGUCUGGCGUCCGCUUUACAAUUCAUGUUGAGUGUCAUGGUCCUUUGUCUGGUCGGUGUCCAGUUUUUAUCGAUCGACGAACCGGCAAAGCACCCUAUGCAGAUAAUGUGGAUGGCAAUAUACUUAACAUGUAUGCUUAUUGAGGUUUUCAUUCUGUGCUGGUUUGGAGAUGAACUAAUCUGGAAGAGCAUUGACCUUAGCCAUGCGGCUUUCGAAGGACCAUGGAUAAGCACUGACCCAAAGACAAUGAAGUACAUCGUAAUCUUCAUGGAGAGAUGUAAACGACCCAUGAGGUUGACCGCUGGAAAAGUUUUUACCCUUUCUUUGGAUACUUACACUGUGCUUAUAAAUUGGUCUUACAAGGCGUUUGCUGUAAUGAGUAAUAUGAAGAAAUAA